Molecule: messenger RNA, 369 nt
Organism: Sclerotinia sclerotiorum 1980 UF-70
Lineage: Eukaryota; Fungi; Ascomycota; Leotiomycetes; Helotiales; Sclerotiniaceae
Exons: 1
Coding region: 1-369 (122 amino acids)
Source: RefSeq, a predicted model, not a curated record
AUGGCUAUCUUGUUUGAUCGUAUAUCUGAAUAUGGGCCAUUGGCCGAUAAGCUCGAUUUUCUCAUUCACCCACGAAUUGUUCGCUGCUGGGAAAAUCCCAACAUCUAUGCUCAGCACAUUCGCCAGAUGAUGGCUCUAGUCAAUCGAGUCAACCGAUCCUUCAUUGUCCUUACAAAUGUCAAUGUUCGACUUGAAAUUGACUAUGCUAACUUUCAGCAAAUGGAAUUGGCAGCUUGUUUUAUCGCAUUGAAGGUGUACUGGAAGUUGAGCUAUUAUGUCGACGGCAUAUCGUAUCUCAACGAAAUCGAAGCACACAGUCACCUCAUGAGACGUCUUUGUGGUGUUAAUGAUAGAGAUUUCAAGGUAUAG